Molecule: messenger RNA, 523 nt
Organism: Carassius gibelio (silver crucian carp)
Lineage: Eukaryota; Metazoa; Chordata; Actinopteri; Cypriniformes; Cyprinidae
Product: small serum protein 2
Exons: 4
Coding region: 37-411 (124 amino acids)
Source: RefSeq, a predicted model, not a curated record
CCACUUCUGUUUCCUUUAAGAUGACCUAAAGUGCCAAUGACUGCAUUUCAUCAGACCAGCAUCUGUGCUAAACUUGCUAAAAUGGCAUUUUUGGCUCUGGUUUUGGUAUUUUGUGCCUGUGUCUCUUUAAGUGAUUCUGCCUGCUCAAUGACACUUCUAAAUGCAGGGGCAAGAUAUUGUGUUGAUGGCUAUGAUAACUCCAAGCAUCCAAUGGGAAGUACUUGGACAAACAAACAAUGUGUCAGAUGUACCUGCUCCACUAAUGGAAUGAAGUGCUGUGACAGGAUGGGCCGAGUGACUAACCUCUCUCAAGGCUGCACUGUGAAGUACGAUUACAACAAAUGCACAUUUCAAGUGUAUAAUCCAACAAACCCCAACAUAAAGUGUUCUUAUGGCGCUGUUGGAAAAUAAUCUCCAGUGAUCGAGUAAUGUGUCCUUUUUGGAUCCAACUUGGACACUGUAAAAAAAAAAAAACCUUGUGCCCAUUUUACUUAUUAAAAUUGAGGCAACUCUUUGCAUCAGC